GCCGGGGCGGGCCUCCCCGGCCGCUCGGCCGCGCCCGUUGGCGGAAGCCGCGCUCCGCCCCGCGGGAGAUGCGCUGGUGGAAGGUCGGCGGCGGCGCCGCGCUCCCCGGCCAUGCAGUCCUUAGCCAUGGACCUGCGGAUGCUCUCCCGGGAGCUCUCCCUCUACCUGGAGCACCAAGUCCGGGUUGGCUUCUUCGGCUCGGGGGUGGGCUUAUCCCUGAUCCUGGGCUUCAGCGUCGCGUACGCCUGCUACUACCUGAGCAGCAUUGCCAAGAAACCCCAGUUAGUGACGGGCGCUGAGAGUUUCAGCCGCUUCCUCCAGGACCACUGUCCGGUGGUGACGGAAACGUACUACCCGACGGUCUGGUGCUGGGAGAGUCGAGGACAGACGCUGCUGAGACCUUUCAUCACUUUCAAGCCUCUCGUGCGGUACAGGAAUGAACUUAUUAAAACUGCAGAUGGAGGACAGAUUUCACUGGACUGGUUUGAUAAUGAUAACAGUACAUGUUAUAUGGAUGCCAGCACCAGACCUACUAUUUUAUUAUUGCCCGGCCUCACUGGAACAAGCAAGGAAUCGUAUAUCCUUCAUAUGAUCCAUCUCAGUGAAGAAUUAGGAUACAGGUGUGUGGUUUUUAACAACAGAGGAGUGGCGGGAGAGAAUCUCUUGACGCCAAGGACUUACUGUUGUGCUAACACUGAAGACCUGGAGACAGUUAUUCACCAUGUGCACAGCCUGUUCCCCUCUGCUCCUUUUCUGGCGGCUGGGGUUUCAAUGGGAGGGCACCGGCAUAUGUUUGUAAAACAAAUUGAUAUGGAUCAUGUCAUGAAGGCUAAGUCCAUCAGAGAGUUUGAUAAACGAUUCACUUCAGUCAUGUUUGGAUACCCAACAAUCGACGAUUAUUAUACCGAUGCCAGUCCAAAUCGUAGACUGAAGUCGGUAGCAAUUCCAGUGUUGUGUCUGAAUUCUGUGGAUGAUGUUUUCUCACCUAGUCAUGCUAUUCCAAUAGAAACAGCUAAGCAAAACCCUAAUGUCGCUUUGGUCCUUACUUCUCAUGGAGGCCAUAUUGGUUUUCUGGAGGGAAUCUGGCCAAGGCAGUCUACUUACAUGGAUCGAGUCUUCAAGCAGUUUGUGCAAGCCAUGGUUGAGCAUGGACAUGAACUCUCUAACAUGUAGUUCUCUUCAGGUGCAUUUUGUGUGAACCACCAUUGUAAAGGCAGCUCAGCUUAGUGCACAAAUUUUAACUACUGUAUGUAAAGCAAAUAAGCCAGCAAAUGGGUGAAGAGGUCCAGAAUGAUAUGCAAAAACUACUUUUUAGGGAAACAAAACUUUGUAGCAAGACAUUAAAUAUAAUAUUAGAUUGUUAUUUAUGUAGAUUUUAUUUUUACUAUGCCUUACCAAGUAUGACCUUAAACAAAGUAGUACAUACAUGAAAUUGCACUUAACCAAAACUAUUGUGUAAAAAAAUUUUAAUUCCUCAGGGUUUUAAUUUAGGCUAGUAUUUUUUUAGAUUACUCAUUUUAGGUGAUUUAAUGGUACUUUAAUAACUGUUAAGAGACUGGUUAUGUGAAUGUAAGUUAUAAGGUGGUACAUUCCUAAGGGUAUUUAUACUUGAUAACAUGAAAGCCGAAAUUAGAUAAAAUACAAUGUGAUAAAUAUUUUAUGUGUUCUAACCUUAAAAGGCAAGUGCAACAAUGUUAGACUGACCCCUAUAUGUGCUCUUUUACUCCGAUAAUAAUAAAUUAGGGCUGGUUUAUGUUUUAUAAUGAUUAUAAUUUACAUGCUUAUUUUUAAAAUAGUAUAUGUGCACACAUGUAUCAUUAUAUUAAAAUA
Messenger RNA from Propithecus coquereli (Coquerel's sifaka), 1830 nucleotides. It is a transcript of the gene ABHD3, whose product is annotated as abhydrolase domain containing 3. NCBI's taxonomy places the organism in Eukaryota, Metazoa, Chordata, Mammalia, Primates, Indriidae. The record is from RefSeq and is a predicted model, not a curated record. Gene Ontology annotation, molecular function: glycerophospholipid phospholipase A1 activity; A2-type glycerophospholipase activity; monoacylglycerol lipase activity. Gene Ontology annotation, biological process: medium-chain fatty acid catabolic process; medium-chain fatty acid biosynthetic process; phosphatidylcholine metabolic process. The coding region runs from base 112 to 1173 and encodes 353 amino acids. The transcript is spliced from 8 exons.